GAUUUGAUACCAGCAUUUUGCCAAUUUGCAAAGACUCCCUUGGCUGGAUGUUUAACAGGCUUGAUACGAACUAUGACCUGUUGUUGGACCAGUCAGAACUUGGAAGCAUUUACCUUGACAAGAAUGAGCCGUGCACCAGGGCGUUCUUCAAUUCUUGUGACACGUACAAGGACAGUUUGAUAUCUAACAAUGAGUGGUGCUACUGCUUCCAAAGACAGCAAGACCCACCUUGCCAGACAGAACUCAGCAACAUUCAGAAGCAGCAAGGAGGAAAGAAGCUCCUAGGGCAGUACAUCCCCUUAUGUGAUGAAGAUGGGUAUUACAAACCAAGUCAGUGCCAUGGAAGCAUAGGGCAGUGCUGGUGUGUUGACAGAUACGGUAAUGAGGUGACAGGAUCCAGAACAAAUGGUGCAGCAGAAUGCGCUAUUGAUUUAGAGACUUCAGGUGAUUUUGCCUCUGGCGAUUUCCAUGAAUGGACAGAUGAUGAAGAUGAUGCAGAUGAAAUAAUGAAUGAUGAAGAUGAAAUGGAAGAUGAUGACGAAGAUGAAGGAGAUGAUGAUGUUGAUGAUGACGAUGAUCAUGAUGGAUAUAUUUGAUGAUAUUAGGGGGUCCAUGAAUUGUACCUUUCUAAAAUUCACAAGAUGACAUUUCAUAAAAUCCCUUUGCUCUCCAAGAUCAAAAGGAUUCUAACAAACGUGUAUAUUUUGUAUGAUUAUUUCAAACAUUGCGGCUGGAGUCAUAGACUUUUUUGUUUAAAUAAGAAUAAUUAUAUUAUG
Leptosomus discolor (cuckoo roller) is the source of this 776-nucleotide messenger RNA. The record is from RefSeq and is a predicted model, not a curated record. NCBI's taxonomy places the organism in Eukaryota, Metazoa, Chordata, Aves, Leptosomiformes, Leptosomidae.